GAACCUCCCAGACUACUCCAUCUUCUCCUUUUUAAAUUACUCCCAAUUUCAAGAUAAUUAAUUAUUUCUUCACCGGAAAUUUAUCCACAGCUGACUAAAUUCACCGAAUUCCUUUCAAUGGCGUCGGCGUCCUCCUUCGCCCCCGUGCGGCUUCACUUGCCGCGCCCGGACACCGCCAUGUCCCCUCAGGCGCUAGUAUCUGUUAAUUUCUCAACCAAUCUCGGCUCUCUCACUUCGCCUAAUCGGUUGCAGUUAAUGCACAACAGUGUUGCAUUGACCAGACAAUUGAGUAGAUUUCAUCGAAAGUCGCGCUCAUUCAGCGUGCGGUGUGAUGCGUCGUCCAAUGGAAGAAUUACGCAGUCGGAGUUCACGGAGAUGGCGUGGCAAGCGAUUGUGUCGUCGCCGGAGGAGGCGAAGAGCAAUAAGCAUCAGAUAGUGGAGACUGAGCAUUUGAUGAAAGCUCUUUUGGAGCAGAAGAACGGCCUUGCUCGUCGGAUAUUUUCCAAGGCUGGGGUGGAUAAUACUAGACUGCUUGAUGCUACUGAGAAAUACAUUCAGCGUCAGCCCAAGGUUCUUGGAGAUUCAGCUGGAUCAAUGUUAGGACGAGAUUUGGAAGCACUGAUACAGCGAGCCAGGGAUUACAAGAAAGAGUUUGGCGAUUCAUUUGUCUCAGUAGAGCAUUUAGUUCUUGGUUUUGCAGAGGAUAACCGGUUUGGGAAGCAAUUAUUUAAGGAUUUCCAGCUUUCUCUGAAAACGGUUAAAGAUGCCAUUCAGUCAAUAAGGGGAAAACAGACUGUUAUUGACCAAGAUCCUGAAGGAAAAUAUGAAGCGCUAGAAAAAUAUGGAAAAGAUUUAACAGCCAUGGCAAGAGCAGGAAAGCUGGACCCUGUUAUAGGAAGAGAUGACGAAAUACGCAGAUGCAUUCAGAUUCUUUCAAGGAGAACAAAGAACAAUCCUGUUUUAAUUGGUGAACCUGGUGUUGGGAAAACUGCAAUAUCUGAAGGGCUGGCCCAGAGAAUUGUGCAAGGAGAUGUUCCUCAGGCUUUGAUGAAUCGCAAGUUGAUAUCUCUUGACAUGGGAGCUCUCAUUGCUGGUGCAAAAUACCGUGGAGAAUUUGAAGAUAGACUGAAGGCUGUUCUUAAGGAAGUCACUGAUUCAGAUGGCCAGAUAAUACUUUUUAUUGAUGAGAUUCACACAGUAGUUGGUGCAGGUGCUACAAAUGGUGCAAUGGAUGCUGGAAACCUCUUGAAACCCAUGCUUGGUCGUGGAGAGCUCCGAUGCAUUGGUGCAACCACAUUGGAUGAGUACCGUAAGUACAUUGAAAAAGAUCCGGCCCUGGAACGGCGGUUCCAGCAAGUUUAUGUAGACCAACCUACUGUGGAAGACACCAUCUCCAUUCUCCGUGGUUUGCGUGAGAGAUAUGAGCUGCACCACGGAGUUCGAAUUUCAGAUAGUGCACUCGUUGAAGCUGCAAUUUUAUCAGAUCGCUACAUCAGUGGGCGCUUUCUUCCUGACAAAGCCAUUGACCUGGUUGAUGAAGCAGCUGCAAAACUAAAAAUGGAGAUUACCUCAAAGCCAACAGCUCUUGAUGAAAUCAACCGUGCAGUUCUUAAACUUGAGAUGGAAAGGCUAUCACUGAAAAAUGAUACUGAUAGAGCGACAAAAGAUAGGUUGAAUCGCCUUGAAGAUGAGCUAUCCCUCUUAAAGCAGAGGCAAACUGAACUGAAUGAGCAGUGGGAGCAUGAAAAAACAGUCAUGACACGCCUUCAAUCUAUUAAGGAGGAAAUUGACAGAGUAAAUCUUGAGAUCCAGCAGGCUGAGCGAGAGUAUGAUCUUAAUCGUGCGGCUGAGCUGAAAUAUGGAAGCCUUAAUUCAUUGCAGCGUCAACUUGAAAUUGCAGAGAAGGAACUGGAUGAGUAUAUAAGGUCUGGGAAGUCAAUGCUUAGGGAAGAAGUUUCUGGUAGUGAUAUUGCUGAAAUUGUAAGUAAAUGGACCGGUAUUCCUGUUUCCAAACUCCAACAGUCUGAAAGGGAGAAGUUGUUGCAUUUAGAGGAGGAGCUACAUAAACGUGUGAUUGGUCAAAAUCCAGCAGUUACAGCAGUUGCUGAAGCUAUACAGAGAUCAAGGGCUGGCCUCUCAGAUCCUCACCGUCCAAUUGCUAGCUUUAUGUUCAUGGGUCCCACAGGUGUUGGAAAGACAGAGCUGGCUAAGGCUCUCGCAUCCUAUUUAUUCAACACAGAAGAUGCUCUGGUAAGAAUUGAUAUGAGCGAGUAUAUGGAGAAGCAUGCGGUCUCACGAUUAAUUGGGGCCCCUCCUGGCUAUGUUGGAUAUGAAGAAGGAGGGCAACUGACAGAGACUGUUCGGAGGAGGCCAUACGCAGUUAUUUUGUUUGAUGAGAUAGAGAAGGCUCACUCUGAUGUAUUCAACGUGUUCCUCCAAAUCCUAGAUGAUGGUAGAGUAACUGACUCGCAAGGACGCACUGUUAGCUUCACCAACUGUGUAAUUAUCAUGACAUCAAAUGUGGGUUCACAAUAUAUACUGAACCAGGAUGAUGAUGACACUUCUAAGGAGAUGGCCUAUGAAACUAUAAAGCAAAGAGUAAUGGAUGCCGCAAGAUCAAUAUUCCGUCCAGAGUUCAUGAAUCGAGUGGACGAGUACAUCGUAUUCCAACCUCUUGAUCGCGAUCAGAUCAGCAAUAUUGUCAGGUUACAGUUGGAUAGAGUGCAAAAGAGGAUAGCAGAUCGAAAGAUGAAGAUGAAGGUGAGUGAUGGUGCAGUACAACUCUUGGGUAGUCUGGGAUACGAUCCAAACUAUGGGGCGAGGCCGGUGAAACGUGUGAUCCAGCAAUACGUUGAGAACGAGCUGGCAAAGGGGAUUUUGAGAGGAGACUUCAAAGAUGAGGAUACCGUACUUGUGGACACUGAAGUCUCAGCCUUUGGCAAUGGGCAGUUGCCUCAGCAGAAGCUCGUCUUCAGAAAGCUGGGCUCCGGCUCUGAUGUGGACCAAAGAAGCCAAGACCAAGUGUUUUCACCAACGCAAUGAUAAUAAUCUCUCAACCCUGUAAUUCUACAUAACUGUAUUGGUAUAGAAAUAAUUGAGCAUUAAAUUAAACCUUUAUAAUCAAGUUGAGUGUGUAGUCUUUUAAAUGCACUAAAUAAAGACAACCAUUGCCCAUUGGUAUAUUA
Salvia hispanica is the source of this 3185-nucleotide messenger RNA. It is a transcript of the gene CLPB3, whose product is annotated as casein lytic proteinase B3. Gene Ontology annotation, cellular component: cytoplasm. NCBI's taxonomy places the organism in Eukaryota, Viridiplantae, Streptophyta, Magnoliopsida, Lamiales, Lamiaceae. Gene Ontology annotation, biological process: protein refolding; cellular response to heat. The record is from RefSeq and is a predicted model, not a curated record. Gene Ontology annotation, molecular function: ATP binding; ATP hydrolysis activity.